CCUUCUUUCAGGAUCCUCUACACCACCACUGACUUCCCCCCCUCUCCUCGUGAGAUGCUCAGCUGCACGUUUGGCGAACCGCGCAGAGUCGUCCACUCAUUCACAUGCCAGCGCCGAUUAAUUCCCAGAUGGAGAAAGCGUCAGAUGGCCGCUCUCCCACCGGUUUCUCCUGCAGGGUGCGACAUUGUCAAUGCCACACAGUUGUGCCGCUGCAAGACAUGCUCGGGAAGGACAUGGUCUACUCGCCCUGGCCUGCCUGCCUGUAGCCUGUAGGCUGCUCUCACUGCCGCGUGGCUUGGAGGCGGUGCCGUGUAUCACAAGACUGCUCCUCUCUGCUCCUCUUCGCAUUCUGCUUCUCAGCUAGCUCCUCGGCGGCUAUUCCUGCUCCAACCCCUCUUCUGAGCGUCUACUGUGUACCAAGUCCCUCCGCUGCUGAGGCC
Messenger RNA from Westerdykella ornata, 440 nucleotides. RefSeq lists its product as uncharacterized. The coding region runs from base 105 to 266 and encodes 53 amino acids. Lineage: Eukaryota; Fungi; Ascomycota; Dothideomycetes; Pleosporales; Sporormiaceae. The transcript has a single exon. The record is from RefSeq and is a predicted model, not a curated record.